Messenger RNA from Kickxella alabastrina, 1604 nucleotides. RefSeq names its product major facilitator superfamily domain-containing protein. Gene Ontology annotation, biological process: transmembrane transport. Gene Ontology annotation, cellular component: brush border membrane. NCBI's taxonomy places the organism in Eukaryota, Fungi, Kickxellomycota, Kickxellomycetes, Kickxellales, Kickxellaceae. The record is from RefSeq and is a predicted model, not a curated record. Bases 37 to 1521 code for a protein of 494 amino acids. The transcript is spliced from 3 exons. Gene Ontology annotation, molecular function: transmembrane transporter activity.
UAUCACGACUGUUUAUAUUUACACGUAUAAGUUAUUAUGGCUACAGCUUCGAUAUCCAAGCCGCUACCGUCGGCAUCGGCGUCGGCAUCAGCAUCAGCACUGCGCUCCGAGGGCAAGCGCAUCUCACGCAUCGUGUUCAUUGCACUUUUGCUCGACAUCCUCUCGUUCACGAUUAUUCUGCCGUUGCUGCCACGGUCGCUCGAGGCAUACAAGGCCCGCGAGGGCGCCGACAGCAGCACGCUCCUGGGCUGGACCCUGCAGCACGUCACGCAGCUGCGUGAGCUCAUCCUGGCCAACGCCGGCGCGCGCGCCUCCCGCUUUCUCCAGCAAGGCGCUCGCGCCGAUCUGGUCCUGCUUGGCGGCCUUUUGGGCUCCGUCUACUCUCUGCUGCAGUGCAUCGUCGCGCCCAUCAUCGGCCGGCCUCGGAUCGGGAACAUUGUGUGGACUGUUCUGUGGGUUUUCUCGGGCAGCUUCGAGAGCUUUCUGGCUGCGCGCAUCAUUGCUGGAUUGAGCGAGGGCAAUGUCCAGCUGUCAACGACUAUUAUUGCCGAUGUCACUGAUCCGCAGACCAGAUCGCACGGCAUGGCGCUGGUGGGCAUUGCUUUUGCCGUCGGCUUCACGAUCGGCCCAUCCAUUGGCGCGUUCUUUUCGCGGAUGAACAUCGAGUCACAGGCAACGACGACUUUCGGGUAUGCGCCGUUUGCCGUGGCAGCCGUGUUCUCGCUAGCGCUGCUGCUGACCGAGAGCCUGUACCUCUAUUUCAAGCUGCCCGAGACCAAAAACUUUAACUCUCAGCGCAACAUUACCAGUGCUUCGGCAGACUCGGCGGUGGCAGCGCUGGACAGCGGCAACGAGGAGCCGCUGCAGUCGCAGCUUCAGCCCCAGCCCGGCGCAAGGCUAAUGCAGGAGCGGCAAAAGACCAAGAGCAUAUUGAGGCAACUCAACUACGUGCAUUUCGCCUACCUUUUCUUCUUCUCGGGCAUGGAGUACACGCUGACUUUCCUCACGCACGACCGGUUUAACUUUUCCAACGCGCAGCAGGGCAAGCUGCUCGGCUUCAUUGGCAUCACCUCGACGCUGCUGCAGGGUGGCUACGUGCGCCGCAGACAAAUCCUUGUCGCCCAGGGCAUGGCUGGAUGCACCUUGGGCCUGCUGAGUAUCGCCCUGUGCUGCAUCAAGGCCGAUGCAAAGGACAUGUUGAGGCCGUCGUGGUGGCUGUGGGCUGGCGCGCUGGGCUUUGCCGUAGCCUCGGCGACGGUCGUCAACUGCCUCAACUCGAUGGUGUCCCUGGUCGGCGCUGACGAUGGGUCGACGGGGCGGAGGCUAGGCGAUUUCAGGUCAGCUGGGCAGAUUGGUCGCGCCCUUGGCCCCAUGUUCUCCUGCACGCUGUACUGGCUCGCCGGUGCUUCGACGUGCUAUAUGGUUGGUGCCGUGGCCGUGGCUGCCAUUACUUUGGCAUUUGUAUCGGUUAUUCCAGCGAGCACUGUGAUGCACAGCAGUGGCUUGAAGAAGAGCCAAUAAACUGAAAUUGUAAUUGGAAAAGGAGAAAAGAUGCUGAUAAUCGAGUGUACAGAAAAUAUUAAUACACAUAAUAAAUAUCUAGC